Cuscuta europaea is the source of this 1374-nucleotide messenger RNA. Lineage: Eukaryota; Viridiplantae; Streptophyta; Magnoliopsida; Solanales; Convolvulaceae. The record is from the annotation of a GenBank genome assembly.
UCGGCAAUGGACGCUUAGCUAUAGGAACCACAAACAAUGUCUAUCUGAAGUCACCCCUAGAUAUAAUUGACUUCCUACUAAAAAGCAAUCUUGAGUCACAAUGAGCGGAGCUGUGGAGGAGCGAAGGACGUCUCUCAUACUUCAAUUGACCAAGAACUUCAGAAAAAUAUUGGUCAAAUGGCUCCUAAACGACGAAAUGAUGCUACUUCUUCCUCUUCAUCCGUACCACGUUUCACCUCCCCGGAGAAUGAGGCUUGGUACGAUCAAAGGAAGAAGUGGAAAAUUGUGAUUGAAAAGACCGUGCAUCCGGAGAUCGAAGCUCUCUAUCGACUCUCCGACGCUUUUCACAAAUUGGGAUGGGCCGUCAUGCUCACUUUGACUGGGGCAUUCUACCCGACGCUUGUACGGGAGUUCUAUGCCAAUAUUGAGAGGAAAAUGGACCCGUUUGGGAAUAUUGUGAGCACUGUUAAAGGCACAAAAAUCACCAUUAGCAAACAACAAUUGGCUCACCUUGCUUCGCGUCCCCAACGACGGUCAUCCGGUUGAAAUGAACUCUGUAAUGGUGCUCACCGACCCCACUUACAAAGAGAUUGAUGUCAUGAACAACUAUGGAUUCGAUGAAGAACUUAAGGCCCGUGUUCUUGAAUCCCGAGAGAGACUAAUUGCAUACCUUUUGAGCUUCAACAUCUUGCCAAGAGCUAGUGACACGCAUGUGCUUCGGCAGUUGGACCUCUAUCUCAAGCACAAAAUGAUGAACAGGCUUGGAGAAAUCGAGGGCAUUCCGUUGGCCCCUCUCAUCAUGACAGAAAUGAGGGGCGUCGUCAAAACUAAAAGAGGUGAUAAAAACUUUAUUUAUCCUCUUUUACUCACAAUGAUUUUCAGGAGUUUUGGCGUCGAUCUUAGAAAUGAAGAGGUAGAGUACAUCACCGAAACCCAAAUUUUGAGGCCUAGCACUAUGUUGUCCCUCCACUUCAAGAAGGUGGGAGGUGCAUGGGUUCGCAAGGACGAUAAUGGGGACGAAGAGAUGGGAGAAGCUGCCGCACAACCCGCAGCCCGACCACGACGAACUAUGGCACAUGGCAUUGAUUAUAUUGUUGACUCCAUGGACCGUAUGCAUACGCGGAUGGACGUGUACGAAGCUAACCAAGAGGACCUCCGCACCCGUCAAACAAGGAUGGAAGAGCAUUUGGACCACAUUGACCGAAGGUUUGGGCAAUUCACCCAACACUACUAUGGUCAAUUUGGACACCCCCCUCCCGACCCACAAAAUUAGGUUCCCAUUCUUGUUAUUUCAUAUGACAUACUCUUCUAUAAACACACACUUUAUGGGGGAUUGAAGUUUUUAUGUUCCUAUGGCUUCUACAUUGAGGACAA